AUGAUUGCCUCCGAGAUCAUCUGUGAUGACACCUAUCCUUACAAUGCCUGGUGCACUGUGAGCCAGGGUGUGCUCACCCUCCGCGAGAUCAAUCAGAUGGAGUGUGAGAUGUGCAGUUAUCUCGGGUGUCAGAUCAAUGUCAAGCCCUCGGUCCUGUGCAAUUUUGAGCCAUUAUCUUGCUCCUGCCGUCGCCCUCCUCCUUCACGCACUCCAUCCCCACCCCAUCUCCACCUCCUUCCCCAUGUUUGGCCUGCGGACACCCUUCAGCACCGGCAAGGUGCAGGGCGAUGCUGUGUCGCUGUCGUUUCAUACACUCCCCUCUACGUGCAAGUCCGGGUCGACCUCCUGGUCACCCACGUCACCCGCCGCCACUUCCUCCACCCUCCACACCUCCACACAUUCCUUUGGGCUGCGUACAUUCUCUUUCAAGUCUAUGCAGCCCGGGUUCAUGCACUAAUCCACCUUACACACACCCAAUUCCGAGAUGCCCACCCCGUCGCACUCAACCUCGACGUCCACCCCUCCUCGCAUGCACCCUUCACCUCGGCCUCGACCUUCAGGCUGCAGACGUCAUUUGUCGGCUUCUCAGCCUCGACGUGUAGACGCUGGUCGUAA
Messenger RNA from Heterobasidion irregulare TC 32-1, 615 nucleotides. RefSeq lists its product as uncharacterized. Lineage: Eukaryota; Fungi; Basidiomycota; Agaricomycetes; Russulales; Bondarzewiaceae. The record is from RefSeq and is a predicted model, not a curated record. The transcript is spliced from 2 exons. The coding region runs from base 1 to 615 and encodes 204 amino acids.